Molecule: messenger RNA, 1013 nt
Organism: Vitis riparia (riverbank grape)
Lineage: Eukaryota; Viridiplantae; Streptophyta; Magnoliopsida; Vitales; Vitaceae
Product: ran-binding protein 1 homolog a-like
Exons: 4
Coding region: 73-735 (220 amino acids)
Biological process (GO): nucleocytoplasmic transport
Cellular component (GO): cytoplasm; nuclear pore
Molecular function (GO): GTPase activator activity
Source: RefSeq, a predicted model, not a curated record
UAACACCGGCAUUUGCUCUUCUCCAUCAAACCGCCUCAUUUCUUUCUCCCUGAUUUUUCCCUUCGAGCGACCAUGUCGAGUACUGAACAGCCUGAGCACAGAAAACAAGAAGCAGAAGAGGAGACCACCGGAGGAGCGGCGGACGACGAGGACACUGGAGCAGAGGUUGCUCCGAUCGUCAAACUUCAAGAAGUUGCCGUCACCACUGGGGAAGAAGACGAAACCGUCCUUCUCGAUCUGAAAUGCAAGCUUUACAGAUUUGACAAGGAAGGAAACCAAUGGAAAGAGAGAGGUGUUGGGACUGUGAAGCUUCUCAAACACAAGGAAACCGAAAAGGUCAGGCUUGUGAUGCGCCAAUCCAAGACCCUUAAGAUCUGUGCCAACCAUCUUGUGCUUGCUUCUACAUCGGUACAAGAGCAUACCGGGAAUGACAAAUCUUGUGUUUGGCACGCCACUGAUUUCUCUGAUGGAGAGUUGAAGGAAGAGCUUUUUUGCAUUCGAUUUGCUUCUGUUGAGAACUGCAAAACUUUCAGGGAAAAGAUUGAAGAGAUUGCUGAAUCUCUAGAAAAGAAGGCUGAAGAGAGCGAAGAGACUAAAUCUGCUACUGACCUCUUGGAGAAGUUGAAUGUGGGGGAAAGCAAAGAUGAAGAGGGAACCAAGGAAGCAGCCUCUGCAUCUGCAGAGGUGGAAAAAGAUGAGAGUGCUCAGCAGGAAAAGCCAGAAUCUGAUAAGUAGGAUGAUUGGGAUUUGAUUUAAUGAAAUGGGUCGGGACUGUGGUUUGAGAGAGUUUCUCCUUCAAUCUAUUGGUGGUUUCAUGAUUGAUAAUUUUUUCCCCCUCAGAUUCGAAUAUGUUUGCUAUUUUGGGUUGAUGGUUUAGGCUGUGGUUAUUCUAAAUGUUGGUUUGGUUUAGUGUAAUUGGCUUCAUUUUGUAAGAUUGACCAGUUUUGUUAUGUUACCCUGAAACUAUUAUUUUUGUUUAAAUAUAAGUUGUGAAAUUACUGUUGGCAUUUCUA